CUUUCAACGGGAAGUGUCUCACUAUUUUUGCACUUGAAGGCGUUUGCAAUUUAUAUGAUGCGAAUGGGCAAUGCGCACAAUGUGUGGAUGGAUAUUAUAUUAGCAAUUCAUUGUGUUUUAAGUAUACUUUUCCAUGUGCAAUUUGUAAAGACGAUAUAAAAUGUGAUAAGUGUGAUAAAAAAUAUUUUGUAAAUGAAAAUGGAAUUUGUGAAAGUGUCUACAACAUCACAAAUUGUGGCGAAUUCUCAGAGACUUUGGGGUGUUUAAAAUGUAUUGAUGGGUAUUACAAAAGUGGACUGCGUUGUAUUCAAUGCAAACAAAACUGCUCAUUGUGUACAACACCAGAAUUGUGCAACAAGUGCAGUAACAACAUGGUCUUAUCUACUGGUAUAUGUAUUGAGCGAUUGUAUAUAAAACAUUGUGUUAAUGUUACAAACUCGUUGUGUGAACGAUGCAACUUUUGGUAUAUCAAAAGUGAUGGUAUGAUAUCUUGUCAUGAAAUAAAUAUAACUAAGAUUCUACUUAUUGUGAUAUUUGGAUGUAUUAUCUUACUGUUAUUCUUUACUAUCAUUAUGAUUCUUGUUGGAUUGUACAUCAUACAGACACAUCACCUUAAUGUAGAGAGAAAGAAAAAUGGUAUAUUUUCUAUUCGUUGUGUCAGAGAACCAAUAAAACAACUUAUAGACAAGAUAUACAUAACAUCAACAACACUCGAUUUUGGUGUUGACUUACCAGUCAACAGAAUGUGUAUUAAAACAGUUGUAUUUGCCAACAAAUCGAAAUGUUGUGUAAAGUUGCAGUUGGUCUACAUUCACCGCAAAAGUUACAAAAUCACCGUCUCACCAAAAGUCGUCACAUUACGACCAAGAGACGCUUGUUUUUUUACAAUUGAAAUUUCACCGACGUACUCUGGUGAUUUUAAAAGUUCGUUGACACUGAGUUGUGUAUUUCUGGAACGUGGUGUCGAGUUAACCAAAAGAAUACCACUCAUAUUUUCAACGGCACUUUCAACGUGGAUUGACGACAGUAGCAUUACUAAUAUGAUUGAAAUAUGUCGGGGUGGUGUUGGUAUCAUAUUCAAAGCAACAUACAAACGGCGUACAGUCGUAGUGAAGAAGAUCAGACAAUUCAAAAAUGUCAAAGACGAUGAGUUCAUAACAGAAGUCGACAUGCUCCAAAAAAUACGAAAUCCGUUUAUAGUUGAAUUUAUUGGAGCUGUAGCACAAAACGGAAAACACAUGAUUGUUAUGGAGUAUAUCAUUAAUGGGAGUCUGGAUCAGAUCAUCAAAAAAUAUAAAGUGAAAUAUAGUCACACUAAUAUGUUUCAGUGCGAUGACGUUAUAUUGCCACAGAAAAUUCGUUAUAAAAUCCUUUUAGACGCCACAAAAGGUGUCAACUAUUUACACCUCAAUGGCAUUUUCCACAGAGACAUCAAGCCCGGAAAUAUUCUUGUUGUUAAGUUGCAAAGUAUCAUCGAAGUAAACGCUAAACUUUCAGACUUUGGUAGUGCAAGAAAUGUGAAUUUGUUGAUGUCAAAUUUGACAUUCACCAAGGGUGUUGGUACAUUUAAGUACAUGGCACCCGAGUUGUUGAAUGGGCUAAAGUACUCAAUUGCUGCGGACGUGUAUUCACUUGGUAUUACUUUCUUUGAGGCAUUUGCAUGGAAAGACGCUUUUGGAGACGUGAAAUAUUUCUUUGAAAUACCCGAGUUGGUCUCCAAUGGGAAGCGACCAGAUGACAAGUGUCUUAGUGAUGAUGAAAAAAGUUUACUUGAAGAGAUGUGGGCACAAAAACGGAAAGAAAGAAUAACACGUGAAGAGGUCGUGGAUGUCAUGCAAAAGAUGUUUGACAGAACAAGAAAUGAAAAAUUUUAA
Messenger RNA from Entamoeba invadens IP1, 1874 nucleotides. RefSeq names its product serine-threonine protein kinase, putative. Lineage: Eukaryota; Evosea; Mastigamoebida; Endamoebidae. Gene Ontology annotation, biological process: protein phosphorylation. The annotation marks the transcript as partial. The record is from RefSeq and is a predicted model, not a curated record. The transcript has a single exon. Gene Ontology annotation, molecular function: ATP binding; protein kinase activity.